Messenger RNA from Cyprinus carpio (common carp), 1657 nucleotides. Its product is annotated as CXXC-type zinc finger protein 4-like. Gene Ontology annotation, cellular component: nucleus. NCBI's taxonomy places the organism in Eukaryota, Metazoa, Chordata, Actinopteri, Cypriniformes, Cyprinidae. Gene Ontology annotation, molecular function: methyl-CpG binding; zinc ion binding. The record is from RefSeq and is a predicted model, not a curated record.
CAAUCAUUUCCCGCCAAUGAUCAGGAGGUGUCCGCAACGGCGCUUCCUCACCUCACACCCCCCGUCAGCCACACGCAGCGCGACACACACACACACACACACACCGGGAGGAGCCGUCUACCCUUCCGUCACCCAUACCCGCCCCUGAGGACGGUGCGUCGUUGGCGGCGUCAAUAUUAUUUAUUAUUCCCGUUAGUCUCGGUAUUUAGCGCCGCAGCUGCUCACGGUGAUCGUUAAAACGGACGCGUCUCGUUGUUUUGUGGCGCGUGUUUUUUCUUGUAACGGGGAUUAUUGAGGCGGCAUCAGCGCGCGGUGAUGCUCUCCGUUAAAGGAUCUUGAAGCGUCGCGAGUCUAAAGGACCACUGCCGUGGAUGGUUGGGCGUAAGUGCGUGUUUGUUUUGCUCUGAUGGCGAACAUGAGCAGUAGUGUGUGCAUGGAGACCCCACACGCUCAUGGCCACGCCCACGGCCACACCCACAACUACAACCCCACCCCUGGGCGGGACUUUCCUCUACAGAUCGACUCGUGUGUGAACCCCGUGUUGGACUACAGCACGCAGAUGGAGCGAUACCGCUCUUUUGCCACCUUCUAUAAGAACAGCACGGCCACCGCGACCCCGUUUCCCCAGACCGCCAAAAUCACGCGAAUUGCCACGCCCCUUUUCCCCUCGGCCCGCCUAUCGGCGAUGCCGCCUUGGCCCUGCGACAACGCCAUGCUAUGGGGGCGAAAGCCUGCGACAGUCAACGUUAACGGACCUCACACACAUCGGACUGGAAUGUCGAGGGCGGAGCCUGUGAACAUGCACAUGUCUGGCAAACACAUUCCACAAGACUCCGCCCUCUCGAUGGGCGCUGACAACUUCCUGUCACCGCUGGCCGCGGAGCAAUGCCGCGGUCUUCCCGUAACGGGGGCUGAUUGCAUGAACCGACUGAAGUGUCCACCGUCUGUGCCGCCCGGAGAGGCGGACCGAGGCGGGACGUUCGGAGGGAUGCCCCCAUUGGGGGGUCUGUCGCUCCCACCAGGGGUCAUCGUCAUGACGACGCUUCACUCUGGUGCAGGGUCGUCGGGGGUCACGAUGUCAGACAGCGCGUUUCAGAUCGCCAACGCGGCGGCGGACUGCCAGCACAGUGGCUCGUCUUGCUCUGGUUCGCCCGCCGGCCUUAACGGAAACGGCAACGGGAGUUGCAGCAGCGCUAGCAGCAACGGUAGCGGAGCGGCUAAGCGCAAACGUAAACGCUGCGGCGUCUGCGCCCCCUGCAGGAGGCUCAUUAACUGCGGCGUAUGCAGCUCCUGUCGAAACAGAAAGACGGGUCAUCAGAUCUGCAAGUUCAGAAAGUGCGAAGAACUCAAGAAGAAACCGGGCAGCACGAUGGAGAGAGCACCGUCAGUAGGAGCCGCCGACACUUUCCGCUGGUUCUUCUGAAGAACCCGCCACCGAUCCACAUCAUACAACCGGACUCAAACACUAGAAGAACUGCAGGUCAUACCCCUACAAUCUACCCUUCCCCUCAGGACUCACUGUGGCCCGUUUAGCACUGGGGGCGUCAGGUGCACAUGCUCCACCGAAGAGACAUCGAGGGCAAGUCUCUGGGUCUCAGACUGACCUCACCUCAACCAAACACCAACGGACGUAGAGAGACAGGGACUUGAAUUCAGU